UCCCACUCUUGAGGCCCAAGCUUUCCGAGUCCGUUUGCAUCGGUCAGUUCGUUAGUAAUUACGCGGCUGGAGAUACGUUAGGAUAUACAUAGUAGUUGAUUGUGUGAAUAAACGUUGGGUGUGGCGUUUGUUUUUAAAAUGUUUAGUGCACGAUUAUCGAUGGUUUAUCCUUUCGAGGAUUAGUGUCGAAAUACAGAAGAAGAAAAAUGUUGGAUUCCUACACGCAGUCGCAGGUUGAAGCAAGCUUGUGAACGUCUCGAAAGUAUCCGCGCUAACGGGGCCCGUAACGCUAAAAUCGAAUACCUAUAACAUUUCUGUCUGUAAUCAUAGAAAAAUGAUUAAUUUUCGACAGAUUCUCAAUUAUCAUACACUUUUACGGCAUCGAGUGGAUACAUUUAAAAGUUUACGUACAUACUCGGAAAGAUAGGGAGUAUGUUUUACAAAUCUUAUGCUUACAGAACUGUUAGUGCGUGGUUCUGAAAAUUCAUCGGUACACGUUCAAGUGCAAAAAAGAUCGUAUUGUUUAUUAACUUAUUCGAUGCAUCAUUUGUUCGUCAAAUAUUUUACGAACCGAGAAGUUUUUUUAUUUUCCGUUCGGUAAAGUGUACAGUUUCAUUUAGAUCGUCCUUCGCUACUCCGUUCUUUUGCAUUUCGUUCGUCUGCGUUGGAAGAAUGACAGUCUCGGAAGAAAUGGCCACGGAGCUGGCAAAUAAGAAAGCUGAGCGCGAAGCUCUGCGUGGCGUAAUUCAACAAUGGAACGCCAAUAGAUUGGAUCUGUUUGAACUUUCGGAACCGAACGAGGAUUUGGAGUUUCACGGUGUAAUGAGAUUUUAUUUUCAAGACAGCGGUCAGAAAGUGGCGACAAAAUGUAUUAGGGUAGCAUCAGAUGCGACGAGUCAAGCGGUGAUCGAAACUUUAAUUGAAAAAUUCCGUCCAGAUAUGCGAAUGCUCUCGGUUCCGGAGUAUGCGCUUUACGAAAUACACGAAAACGGCGACGAACGUAAACUCGGUCUGGAUGAGAAACCACUGCUGGUGCAGCUAAAUUGGCACAUCGAUGAUCGAGAAGGACGUUUUCUGUUGAGGAGGAUCGAUGAUAAGACGAACGCGCAAGGCGUAGGCUUCUCUUCUUCGGAGGGGUCCAGCUUUCGUAGAAAGCUGAGCAAACGGGAAAAGAAACAGAUGAAGAAACAAGAAAAACUGAGUCCGCCUAAAGAGUUUGGAACAAGAGAAAACACAGUACCCCUCGAUCAGAAUGGCGUGGCUGAAAAAUUGUACACGGGUAGGCAUGACGUUGUUUGAAACGUUCAGCGUGUCGCUUAAGCAGCAAUGUUUGUUGGUUUUAGAUUGCCGGAAACUAGCUUUACCAGAAAUUCGAAUCCGGAAGCCGUGAUGAGGAGGCGACGUCAGCAAAAGUUAGAAAGAAAACUGCAGCAGUUUCGCAGCAAGGAUGGUGGCCCGGACAGUGGGACAUUGAAGAUUUACGGCGAAGCGCUUUGCAAGGAUGUACCGUAUAAAACGCUACUUCUGAGCGUACGAGAUUCAGCGGUUCACGUUGUGCGAGAGAUGCUCUCCAAAUACGGUUUAGAGAAGGUUGAUCCGCAGCAGUAUUGUCUCGUGCAGGUAAAUAGCGAACACGUUAACGGAGGAUCUCAACAGGAAUACAUAUUGGACGACGACGAAUGCCCUCUAGCUAUUCUCAUGAAUCAUCCUUCUGCACGUGGUUCCAUCAUGUUUCAUGUCCGAAGAAGGCCUGCCGAUUACGUGCCUCGGAAACGCAAGAAAAAGCCUAGUGGCAAGUGGAACGAACUAGAUCACAGAUACGAAGAUGAAAGAUUGCCUUUUUUGCUGGAAUUGAAUCCUGACGGGAGCGACGUUCCAAAUGGAGCUGGUGCAAGACAUCGGUUACAACCUAACGUGACGGAGGUGGGUUCGGAAAGACCGAUAGGCCCUCAAGCUGUUCAAGCUCAAACUCUCACGUUGACUGGACCAACUGUUAUGCCGAGACACUGUGUGAUCGCUUUUACGGAAAAUAUCGUUACUCUCACCCCUUGCUCCAGGGAUGCUCACACAUACGUGAACAACCAACGGAUACAUCAAACGACGAUCCUCCAGAACGGAGCGAUCGUGAAAUUCGGCAGACUGCAUACCUUUCGGUUCAUCGAUCCGGCACCCGAAGAACGCAUCAGACAACGACACGAGUCUACGAGGCAAAUCGAAUACGGUUACGAUCGACGCUCGCCAGACUUGACCGGUCAGGAGACAAACGUGGAGCGAUACGGCUCGACAUCCGGCACUCCGAACAGCGGACAGAAUCAAGGGUCGCAGAAUCAAGGCCAGGCGAAUCAGAACAAGCCUCAUCCAUCUAGUCCGAGCAAAUCGACGACUAAUUCCGCUGUCGCAUCUCAAAGUCCGACGCACGCGUCAGAGUCCACCCAUAAUUACGAGACUACGUUUGAUCUCGAUGGAAACGUUGAGACUGCCAGUUUAACCAGCAGCAGAGACGGUAACAGGGACGUUGCAAAUGAUCGCCAAGUACGUGGCACGGAUCCAAUUUUGCCAGCCGUGCUAGAGUUCCUGGAGGAAACGGAGGAAACGUUUUUCCACGCGGUGAUCACGGACGUGGAACCGUCCGCGCCUCAAUUCAAACUUGCACCAACGUAUACGCUUUCUGCAGCGAGGUACCGGGCAAGUACGCAUUACAGGCCAGAGCUACAACCGACGGAAAGGGCGCACAGGUUGACCGUGAUGCUGGCGAAUGUUGCCACCAUGAUACAACGCGUGAUACAGGAACGAUACAUGGACGCGUCUUCUCUGGCGCUGUGGUUGGCAAACGGGUCAGAAUUAUUACACAUGCUGAAGAACGAUCGACACGUGGGUGCGUUCUCGACAAGAGCGCAAGACAUUUUGACGGAAGCUGUUCACGCUGCAUUCGCAUCUUUAGUGCGAUGCAUAUCUUUGGAGCUAGCUCCUGCAAUGUCUCAGUUCAUGGCUGACGCCGACGAGCCCGCGAAAGAGGCCGGGGUUUUACAAAUAUUUUCCAACACGAUGGCUCUGCUAAGGCGGUGCAGAGUAAAUGCCGCUCUCACUAUUCAAUUGUUCAGCCACCUGUUUCACGCGAUCAACGCGACAGCGUUCAACUCGUUGGUCUCGAAUACGAAUUUGUGCGUCCGAUGGUUCGGUCGUCGAUUGAAAGCAAGAUUGAACGCGCUCGAGACCUGGGCCGAGAGACAGGGUCUCGAAUUGGCGAGCCAGUGCCAUUUGGCAACGAUCAUGCAAGCGACGCACUUGCUACAGGCGCCGAAAUACAACGCGGAGGAGCUUGCCACCUUAAGCUCCACGUGUUUCAAAUUGAAUUCUCUUCAGGUCAGGGCGUUGUUACAAAAGUAUCAACCAGCCGCUGACGAACCGAGACUUCCAGCGGAACUGAUCGAGAACGUGGUACGAGUAGCGGAGAGUGUGGCCGACACGCUGGCGCGUGCUGACGGCAGAGAGAUUCGACUGGAGGAAGAACCAACGCUCGCGUUGGCGCUUCUUCUGCCCGAGGAUGGAUACAGUUGCGAGGUGAUACGCGGAGUUCCACCAGGAUUAGCAGAAUUCUUAGCGCCGUUGCAACGCGGUCUAUGUCGAAUGGCUCCGCAGCCUACGAGCAGCGGAUACUGGACCAUUUACAUGAUUGAUCAUCACAACAAUUUUCGCAGUCCCAGCGCGAUGAGUAACAGAUCCGGUAGCGGCUAUUCCUGUAACGCAGGGGGACCAAAUUCCUCUCAGCCAGAGAUACACGUGAUCAAAUUACACAAAUCUACCAACGGGAUGGGUUUGAGCAUUGUCGCGGCAAAGGGCGCCGGUCAAGAUAGACUGGGAAUAUAUAUAAAAAGCGUGGUUGCAGGUGGUGCCGCCGAUGCUGAUGGUAGAUUGACGGCUGGCGAUCAACUGCUCAAGGUUGACGGACAAAGUUUAGUUGGAAUUACUCAAGAAAAAGCCGCCGAGUAUCUGGUGCGCACGGGACCGAUAGUGACCCUCGAAGUUGCCAAGCAGGGUGCCAUAUAUCAUGUGGCUACUUUAUUGUCGCAACCGUCACCGGUUAUGAGCAGAGCGCACAAGGUUCGACCCAAGUCCGAGCACUUGGAACCUCCGAAGGUACAAGAAGCAAGCGACGAGCAUCCGUCCAGCUCGCGUUCGAUGGGUAAUUUAUUGGAUGCGCCAAGGCCCACGGCAAUUACUUUGCCAGACCGUUCGGUCGAUCCAGUGUCAGGUGCGACUCUUUGUCCCGUUUCGAACUUUGAUCAAUUUACUCGGUACAAUUUAAACGAUUCGUGCGCGCGUUUACCAAUCGAAUCUUCUUCGGUACGUAUAACGGACGCGGCGAUGGACCAUAAAGAAGAAAAAGAAGAAGAAGCAAAAGUCGCGUCUUUCCUCGCGAACAACCGCGACGAUUCUUUCCAUUUAGUUUCCAACGUCGAAGAUGACUCGUUCAAGGUGUCCUCGAAUUUUCACUUGUCGAGCAGGUCAUAUGAACACGACGACGGUUUUAACAAUCUUGAUUCUAUACCGUACAUCGACCAGAUGGAUGAAACGUAUCCAUCGAGCGACCAAUCUUACGAGUGUCGAUUGGAGGAAGGUGAUGGGACAUUUAACCUCGUAACUGGAAGUAAUGGAAGCAGUGUCCGUUUGUCCAGUCUCGGAAGAGAAAAUAGUAGAAAAUACAUUGCGGAUUUAAAGACGGACGCCACGAUGUUUGAAUUAAAUCUUGACCUGUCCGGUUUGGACAACGAUACCUCGACCAAUCUCUCCAGUGAUAUAUCAAGCGAUCUAUCAAGCUUCCAGGUAUCUCAGAAGUGUUGGAGAUCUCCGGAAGAGUUGAGAUCGAUGAAACUGCAGAGUUAUCGAAGAUUCGCAUCAGAGCCGAAUUUUACUUUAACCGACUUAGACGGAAAUAAUUCUGAUAGCUGUCAACUCGUUGAAAAACACUGCCGAUCUGAAUUGGAUUUGAGAAAUGACGAACAAUGCGUCGAAGAAAUUUGUUGGUCAAGGGAGAAGCUACCACUCGGAAAGUCAAUUGCGGAUACCACAAAUGACAAGAAACAGAUGGAAACCUUAAAGAAUGAUAAAGCGAGAAAGUUGUCGUUGGCUGAGCAACAAUGCGUGAUCGAGCAGCUUGAAGAAAUGUCUAAUCUUGACAAUACGAGCAGCGCGAUUUUCUCCCUACCGAUCAGUCUCAUUUCGAGUGCGUCUCUGACUACUUUGCCGUUGUUUGAACACAUUGAACCGCGCCAUAAAAUUUUCACGCGAACACACGACGAUGAAUCGAUAACGCAAUUUUCCAGUUCCUGUCCCAAUUUCGAGAGCGUAAGACUAUCGAGGGAUAAUUUACGAGGCCCUUGUUUCGAUCGAAGGUAUUCAAAUGACGAAUUGAAAUUGAAAUGUUGCCAGGAUAAAUGCUGUUUGCAUCAAAAGGAAAUUCAAGAUAAUAAACUUAACGAUAGCAACAAGUUACAGGAAGAAAAAGAGCCGCCAGUGAUUGACGACGAUGAGAAUCGACAAAAAUCAAUCGCUUACACGAGAUUAGCUCGAAUGUCUCUAAACUUCAAUUCUUUUUUACGACCUCGCCGCAUGAGCGAACGAGAUUUACCAUCGCGACUUGGACGCGACGUAACCGCUCCUCAGCAACAAAUGCAUACCAGCAAGUCCGUGCCAGCGUUGCACAACGUAGGUACAGAUGGUAAGCAACAGCACGAGGUAUUCAACCCUGGUUAUAGCAGAGCAUCGUCCAGUAAUAGCGUUACUCCGCCAGUCACGCAGCCGUUGCCGAUGAACGCCAUUAAUGGCUCAACGUCGUUACGUUCUCGUUCCAGUCAUAAUUUACACGACCCGACGAGAAUCGGUACGUUACCGCCUAGCGGUCUUCUGGUCGGUAGACAACAAUCCUCUCCGAAUUUGAAUCCUGGUCAAACAACAACGAAUAACAAUGCUUCGAGUAACGUUAACGCAGCCUUGAACGUGCUUCAAGGUAACGAAGCUGAAAGGUUUUAUCAGAAUUUGAGUAUCUACAGGAAUCAAGACGGCACGGCGAAACAACGAUAUAGUCCAUCUCAGCAUUUGGAGGAGAGAAAUCUUCUGCAGCCGCAGAAGAACUCGAGAGGUUCGCAAAAUUCUUUGAAUCGACCGGGAACGUUUGAAACGAACCAAAUCAGAGACCGUCCAAUAUCCGCUUACGUACCUCAAAACCAACAACAGUCUUAUCUAGGCGGGCAAUCGCAGUCGCAAUCGCAGUCGCAAUCGCAAUCGCAAUUGUAUUCGCAACAAGGAUGCGCACCACCACCUCCGAGAUCUCAGUCCUCGCGAGACAUGAUACGACAGGAAGCAAAACUUCAGGAAAUGCAGGAAGAAGUGAGAAGACGGGAAUUGCGGGGUGGCGUGCCAGUUCCAUCGAAUCAAUAUCGACCAAAUACCGCGUACAAUGUAAAAGCAAAUACGAUUGCAUCGACAAGUUCCUCCGUUCGUCCGACGAAAUCUCUUGGUUCUCAACCAAAUUUGGGAUCGAGUCCGCCGGUGACGGUGCCCACAUCUCCGAUUUCGGUAUCCAGCCAUAGCGCGAAACAAGUUGGUACCUCGAGUUACGGUUACUUGGAUCCGCAGUAUGGAUCGUACAUGAUCCAACACAGCAAGUCCCCGCAUAUGCAUCCGCAUCAACAUCAACACCAGCAUCAGCAUCAACAUCAGCAUCAACACCCGCAUCAAUACUCUCAUCAACACCAAUACCAACAUCCGCAUUACCAUCACCAUCAGAACAUGCAACAGCAGAACUUUGUUCACGUCCAAUACGGCACUACGCCUCCAUCGAGAGGAAAAAGCGAAUUGACGCGAUUACAACCGAAUGGAAUGAUGCUCGAAUAUGGGAGAGAUCAGAACUCUCAAGAAGCUGAUCAAAGUCAACGUCUUACCAUUGGAUCGCAGUAUUAUUUAAAUGGAAAUUCCGACGUACGAAACGAACAGUACGCUGGUGAAAAUAGCAUGAAUAGAUCACAGAUCGCGGCGGAAGGUAAUACUUUGAUGACUAAUGAGAUGACUCCGAUUAGACCCACCCUUCCGGAAGAGGGAUACACCGAAAGCCCUCCGCCGCCGCCACCAAACACUUCGACUCAUCCUCUUUAUAACAAACAGUCGGAUUCGAGAUACACCGCGAGUAUGCAGGAUCCUCCUCGCGGCGGGUAUUACCCGGCUAAUGGGAUGGGAAGCGCGUUGCAACCGCGUCAGUAUCAGUACAGUGCCACGAAUCCUUGGCAGCGAGAAGAAAGAGAAAAGGAACAAGCGCGCAGAAGGGAAGCGGCAAGACAAUGGCGGGACCAACAAAUAGCGGAAUUAAGCGCGUUACCUCAUAGAACUCCCCAACAGGAAGAACAGCUUAGAGCGCUCCAGUUGGAGAGGGAUUUUCAAAAGAGAGCCGAAGAGGUCGCUAACCAACAAGACGACGAUGAGGAAAGUAAUGAUUUGGACGCAGAAAGUAUACAGCGACUUCAAGGGUUGCUUCGUACAACGACGGUUCAAGAACGAAACAAUGCAUCGGAACAACAGGUCAGUCUGUCUAGAAACAACGUGGCCAAUCAAUCCGUCAGAGGAAACUAUGCUGCACAAAGUCUGGAUAGAACCGUGCAUGGUACGAGUAUUAUCACGCACGGGGCUGACGCGUCGCAAACUUCCCAAAACGUUCAAACGAAUUGUUUAAGCCAGCAAGAAAACUCUAAUUCCCAUUCGUCGUCGAACUUUCAACACGAGCAAAGUAUGCAAAUGCAAAAUAGUGCCGGACAAAUGCAGAUAUCAUCCUUAAUUCAAUCGAAUACUGCUCAAAAGUCCGGCUCUCAUGCUCCUAUUCAGUCCAUCGAAGACAAAGAUAUGCAUCGUAGAUCAGAUGAGAUUAAACGAAGGCAGUUGGAACUCGAUGAAGUUCAGAAAAAGAAAGAGGAAGAUGCUAAUAAGCAGCAACAAAUUCAACAGAUGUAUCAACAGCAGCAACAACAGCAGCAGCAGCAGCAGCAGCAGCAUCUCCACCAUCAUCACCAUCAUCAUUUGCAGCAACCGCAAUCUCAUAUCAAGAGUCAACAAAUGUUACAUCCUAAUAUGUUACGGUUGGAUAACUUGUCCAUUAAUGGACUCACCUCGUCUUCUACACAAAAUGGUAACAACGACGCGCCUCUGCCACCGGAACGAGGUUCCAGUUUUGCGGUGAUGUCGCAGACAGGGGUCCUCCGAUCAAACAAUGCAAAUUCAUCGAAUAUUAUGACAUUAACUUCCCCGCAAUCAACGACCGUCAAGAGAGUCUCCUUUCAUGAUUCGAACGCAAACGUCGAAUCAGUACAACGAAAUGUAUCGUCUGGAAAUUUAACCGCGAUUCCGUCCACAACUAUGGAUGUCAUUUCAGAAGAUCCAAACAUUUUCAUCAACGAUGCUGAAAUGUUAUUGGCAUCUCCAAAGACGCCCGAAGGACCUGGUAUACCAAUUAGCGGUAGUACACCUGGCGUGAUAGGCGCUCAAGAAGUUUACAAGGAUCCGAGGCAAAGACGACUUGCUGAAAAGCAAAAACAACAGCAACAAAAUUCUCAAGUUGGACCAGUACCUGAGAAACUAAGUUUCAAGGAGAAAAUGAAGAUGUUUGCGAUGGAAACGGGAGAAGAUGGAACCCCACGGGAUAAGGUGAAAAUUUCGCGUGCUCAACGCGAAAUAGAUAACAUAGGUAAUCCUACUACUGCACUGAUCAGCAAUAACGGCAACAACAGCAGUAAUAAUUACAACAAUAAUAACGGUAACAAUAUCAAUGCCGUUACUACUAACAAUACAAACAAUAGCAGCAGCAGCAACAACAACGCUCAUAACAAUAGGAAUUAAGACUGAACAUCGAAAUUUAUUUUCUGUAUAAUGAUACCGGAUAACAUUAGUAACAGGAAUAGAUUCAACAGAAAUAACUGGUCCACUGAUCCAACUUUUUUAUCACGCAGUAAGUCAAAUAAACGAUAUGGUUUAUUUUUAAUGAUAUAUCGUUCGAUAAGAGUAUACGCCGAAUUUAUUUUCCACCACUACCGAGCCCGGGAAAAGAAAGAUAAAUAUGAAACUAUUUGUAACAAACGCAUUCCGACGAUGAAACGAUGAAACGAUUCCUGGUUGUCUGUGCCUAUACGACAGCAAUUCCGCAACUAUUCGUGUUUCAUGCAUCUGACUCGACUCGUUCGAAACAGGACCAAUUUAAAGUUGAUGUUUUCAUAAUUAGACAUAGCAUCGAAUAAAAGUUUGCGACGAAGUGUCACUUUGGACUUCAGAAUUGUUGUUGCAUCAAUUUCGCUAAGGCAACGUAUGAUUACAUCGAAAAAGGUUAUAUGUCACGAAUGUACAUAGAUAGUAUUAGUUUAAUUUUUAGAAUUACUUGUUAUGUACGAUGUUGUUUCGUAUUUAUACAUACAUAUAUUCGUUAUUACGCGUAUCAAGUACAGAGUACUUUAGGCAACGCGUAUGCGCACGCACGUUUUUCGUUUAUUCAGCCAACAGAUACAAUAGCUUUAAUGCGAUCGUUUUAUAGAACGUGCACCGAUUAAUCAAAUAGGCAGCUUUAAGUAAAUCAAUGAUGAGAAUAUUAGAGUGAUACACGUUCGGUAUUAUAGAAAAAUUUCAUCUCAGAACAGUAGAUUAUGGUUAAUUAUUAAAUUAUAUCGUAGAUCGAGAAAAGGCGACUAAAAUUGCAUUAUUUGUUAGGUACUGUUCCCCGCUCUAAGCCUCGGUUUAUCGCAGUUACGUUUAGUAACGUUUCAGCGAAAUUUCAUUCCAUUGCGUUAUCUUUGUCGACGCUAAUCACCUAUGCAAUUAUUUCUCGCUAGUGUUUCUAAUGAGAAAAUCAACGACCGUAGAGUGACUAGAUUUAAGCGAAUGAUCGAAACUCUUUAACAUUUCCCUUAUAAUCUUUGUUCGUUAUUCUGAUUUUCCGAUCAACAGUUGAUCGCAAUGUUCUUACAUUGCCACUUUAAAAGAAAGCGUGAAGAGUAUAAGAAGAUGAAGAAAAAUUAGGGAGAAAUGUGCAGUGAAUAAAAAUAUUUUCUUUGUUGUGUAUAGCAAACAUAAAAUAUUGUAUCUGCACUAUAUUUUUUCUAACUUUCAUAUUUCCUGAAAAAACGAACUUUAUUCGUUAGCGAUCUAAAAUAUUAAUAUUUUCACUUGAUAUCUUGUUAGCAAAUAUAUUGUCACAGUUUACUAUUGUAUACAUUAUAAUUAUACUUUUAUAAAUCAGUUAUUUUUUAAUUACUGUAAAAGACUUACGAUGCGAUUAAGAAAUAAAAGAAAGAAUCACUCGCAA
Molecule: messenger RNA, 10333 nt
Organism: Osmia bicornis bicornis
Lineage: Eukaryota; Metazoa; Arthropoda; Insecta; Hymenoptera; Megachilidae
Gene: cno
Biological process (GO): regulation of protein localization; signal transduction
Cellular component (GO): adherens junction
Molecular function (GO): cell adhesion molecule binding
Source: RefSeq, a predicted model, not a curated record